This is a messenger RNA of Ostreobium quekettii, 654 nucleotides long. The record is from the annotation of a GenBank genome assembly. NCBI's taxonomy places the organism in Eukaryota, Viridiplantae, Chlorophyta, Ulvophyceae, Bryopsidales, Ostreobiaceae.
AUGUGUUCUGUGGGCGCCCAGCUGCCCCCCGCCCCCGAGGGCCUAGGCGAGUGGGGCGGGAAGACCUCGACGGUCAUGUUCGCGGGUUUGGCGAUCGGCGGCCUGCGCCAGUGGCUGGUUGAGCGGCGGUUGCCGGACAUUCCGCCGCCCAGCAGCAUGCGGACCCAGGCGCAGAUCGCACGCUUCAAGGCGGAGAUGGAGACCAGGAGGCUGGCGCGGCUGUUCAACGGGAUGCUGCGCGGCGGGCUGUGGUUCGCGGGCCUGGGGGGGCUGUACUUUGGGGUGCAGUCGCUGAGUGAGUACGCGCGGAGGAGGCGGGACGCCUACAACACCGUGUUCGGGGCGUGGGCGGGGGGGGCGGCAAUGGGGUUUGCAGCAAGCUCAGGAGGGCUUCGGAGUCGAUUGGGUAGUGCCGCACUGGGAGCUGGACUGGCAGGCCUUGUUGGAUUUCCAUUAGGCUUGGCACAGCAAUACCUUGAUAAAAUUUCAAACGACGAUGAUGUGCAGCUCCCAGACAAUCCAGUGGUGGAGGUUGUGCCAGUGGUGCAGCGUCCCUAUCCGAGCCAUGACUUUGACGUUGUGGGUAAAGUGGUGGAGCGGCUGGAAAUGAGCCUGAAGGACAGUCCCACAAGGCGGCAGGAUGGCAGUGGAUGA